Mus musculus (house mouse) is the source of this 3296-nucleotide messenger RNA. It is a transcript of the gene Slc23a3, whose product is annotated as solute carrier family 23 (nucleobase transporters), member 3. Gene Ontology annotation, biological process: transmembrane transport. The transcript is spliced from 11 exons. Gene Ontology annotation, molecular function: transmembrane transporter activity. The record is from RefSeq and is a predicted model, not a curated record. Lineage: Eukaryota; Metazoa; Chordata; Mammalia; Rodentia; Muridae. Gene Ontology annotation, cellular component: cytoplasm; membrane. The coding region runs from base 1369 to 3108 and encodes 579 amino acids.
UUUUGUCAUAACCUUUGAGGUUUCUCCUGGCUUUUUUUUUUUUUCCCCCAGCCUGAGUGGGAUGCUUAGAUAUCCUAAAGGGCUUAAAACCUCCUUUACUAUGAACAAUUCCCAAGACAUCAUCACAUAUAUGAAAAUCUGAGCCUGGAGGACCUGCUUUUGGAAAUGGUCUCAUGAGGUUUAGGCUAAUCUGGUACUUGCAACUUGCUAUCUGGUUACAUCUGCCUUCAGAACGGCAGGAUACAGGCAUGUGCCACCAACCCUACCCAAUCCUAAUGUUAUAUUUUAAGUGUAAACACUUUUGUGCAUUAAGAAAGAAAAAAGAAACCUGAGGCCUCAACCCAACACAAAGGUACCUAAGGAGUGCUUCGAGUGGGAGGGUUUGCCUUCCCCAGAGAUAGCAUCCUGAUUGAUCAUCCGAUAUCAGAUGGUCAGCUCUGAAACCAUACAUAGGAAUAACUAUACAAGCUGACAGGUUACAUUUAGAAACAUGUACAUGUAUAUGUUCAUGUAAUAAUGAAAAAGGCAAUGAGUUUGAAAAAUGAGAUGGAGGGGCAUACGGGAGGGUUUUUGAGGGAGGGAAGGGAAGGGAGAAAUAAUGUAAUGAUAAUCUCAAAAAUAAUAGCCUCAGUUUGCAGGGAAAUAUAAAGUAAAUAAAUAUACUUUGUUCAAUGUUUUUCCAGAAGUUCACUCACUAGUAUAGCAAACCAGGUCCACCAAUGGCUAUGACAUCUGAGUUACCAGUAAAGUGUCAUUAUCGGCUGGCAAUGUAGCUGUCACAUCCACAGCAUCCUAUUUAUGGGUGUGGGCAGCAGACCGUUCCAUUGUCUUCUGAUUUGUGCCCAUUCACAUUUUGUAAUACACAUUGCUGUCAAGUGCUCUUGCCUUACACCGAGUUCGUUAUCUACGGUGGUCAUUGUCAUAAGGGAUGAGGGCGUUCUACACACAGGUUUUGUUUUGAACUGACCUGGGGCAUGUCUUGUUUGGCUGAAAAAUAUGUACCUAACUGAAGCGAUGUUCAGUGUUGAUGACAAGAGGUAGCUUGCACAAUCUCCUCAGACUGUUUUGAUAGAUGUUCCCUAACCCUCAUCUCCAGAGCCUGGUCUAGAAGCAGUGGAUAUAGAUGAACAUUCUUGAGGGAGGGGUCCAGGACUCAGCUGCUAGGUUAAUGGCUGAUGGAAUUUGCACAAGAGCUGGGCAAAGGUGAAAGAGCCACGUCCUGCUCCCAAACCCUUAUCCCUUCUCUCCGCUUCAUUGACACCCCCGACUCCCCACCCACGUAGGCAGCUUACUCCACCCAAACUCUUGAUCUCUUACUCCUUAUUCAACUAGCCUGGGGCAGCCAAGACGCAAUCAAGUCAGGGCAGCAUGAGCCGAUCACCUCUCCAUCCCAUUCCACUUCUAUCUGAGGGCUACCAGGAUACCCCUGCUCCCCUGCCACCACUGCUACCCCCUCUCCAGAAUCCCUCCUCCCGUUCUUGGGCCUCUCGGGUGUGUGGGCCUUCCACCUGGGGGCUCAGCUGUCUUCUGGCUCUACAGCAUUUCCUGGUCUUGGCAUCUUUGCUCUGGGCCUCCCACCUGCUGCUGCUUCAUGGUCUUCCCCCAGGAGGGCUCUCAUACCCACCCGCUCAGCUCCUGGCUUCCAGUUUCUUUUCAUGUGGCCUGUCUACGGUCCUGCAGACUUGGAUGGGCAGCAGGCUACCUCUAAUCCAGGCUCCGUCCCUAGAGUUUCUUAUCCCCGCACUGGUGCUGACAAACCAGAAGCUACCUCUGACGACCAAGACACCUGGAAAUGCCUCCCUCUCACUGCCCCUGUGUAGUUUGACAAGAAGCUGCCAUGGCCUGGAGCUCUGGAACACUUCUCUCCGAGAGGUGUCGGGGGCAGUGGUGGUGUCCGGGCUGCUGCAGGGCACUAUAGGACUUCUAGGGGUGCCUGGCCGUGUGUUCCCCUACUGUGGGCCACUGGUGCUGGCUCCCAGCCUGGUUGUGGCAGGGCUUUCUGCCCACAAGGAGGUGGCCCAGUUCUGUUCUGCUCACUGGGGCCUGGCCUUGCUGCUCAUCCUGCUCAUGGUGGUAUGCUCUCAGCACCUGGGUUCAUGCCAGAUACCCCUUUGCUCCUGGAGGCCAUCUUCAACUUCAACUCACAUUUGUAUUCCCGUCUUCCGACUCCUUUCGGUGCUUGCCCCUGUGGCCUGUGUGUGGUUCAUCUCUGCCUUUGUGGGUACGAGUGUUAUCCCUCUGCAGCUGUCUGAGCCCUCGGAUGCACCUUGGUUUUGGCUGCCACACCCAGGUGAGUGGGAAUGGCCCUUGCUGACACCCAGGGCCCUGGCUGCAGGCAUCUCCAUGGCUUUGGCAGCCUCCACCAGCUCCUUGGGUUGCUAUGCUCUGUGUGGCCAGCUGCUGCGUUUGUCUCCUCCGCCACCUCAUGCCUGCAGUCGAGGGCUGAGCCUGGAGGGGCUGGGCAGUGUGCUGGCAGGGCUGCUGGGGAGCCCCCUGGGCACUGCAUCCAGCUUCCCCAACGUAGGCACAGUGAGUCUUUUUCAGACUGGCUCUCGGAGAGUGGCCCACCUAGUGGGGUUGUUCUGCAUGGGGCUUGGGCUCUCCCCAAGGCUGGCUCAGCUAUUUACCAGCAUCCCACUGCCUGUGCUUGGUGGGGUACUGGGAGUGACCCAGGCUGUAGUUCUGUCUGCUGGAUUCUCCAGCUUUCACCUGGCUGACAUUGACUCUGGGCGAAAUGUCUUCAUCGUGGGCUUCUCCAUCUUCAUGGCCUUGCUUUUGCCAAGGUGGCUCAGGGAAGCCCCAGUCCUGCUCAACACAGGUACACGGGCUGAGAGAGGCUUAGGUCAGAGGCUGCCAACUUCUUUCACUGCCCAAGAAAUUCAAAUGCUUCAGCAAUCCAGGAGGAAAGCUGCUCAAGAGUAUGGGCUUCCUUUACCCAUCAGAAACCUGUGUUCCUGCAUCCCACAGCCUCUCCACUGCCUCUGUCCAAUGCCUGAAGACUCUGGGGAUGAAGGAGGAUCCUCUAAAACAGGAGAGAGAGCCGACUUGUUGCCUAACUCUGGGGAAUCGUACUCCACAGCUAGCAGAGAAGGGGUUAGGUCCCAGUAAUCAUCAAGACCACCAUUUUUGUCUUAGUUUAGCAGUAACUGCCACCUUGCUGGAGUCUGUAUACUUUGUCCCAGUGGAGGUGGAUGUGGCCCACUUGCAAAAUGGGCUGCCUUUCCUCCUCUUAAGACUUGAGCAGAGGCCAUGGUUUAGCGGGUUGGAACUGAAUAAAUGAGAUUUCUGCCUGUAAA